GCUCGGUUUUGCUCGGUGAAAUAGUUGGAGCCCUGCCUCAUGAAUAGUCUACUGGUAGUAUCCCAUCACAAAACUACUUUUCAGGAGUUGCAAACUCCACACAAAAGCUACCAGUAGUUGUUUAUACUCAUACACAACAGUCAGUUUGAUCAUCAUGGCUCCUCAUGCUCCAGCAGAGAAGGAAAGUUGGAAGGUGUUUGUGCAAGUUUGUGGUCUCUCUAGAUCAGACUGCCAUACCCUGUGGGGCAAAGAGUUGGAGUACAGCACCAUGGAGAGACUGAGCUUGUUUGGGCUUCACGAAGAUAUUCAGGUCCUGUUGGAUGCUGGCUUUAGCCAUGCCAAGGCACACAUGAUCCUUCUGUUUGCUACCUACUUGCUACACAACACUAAUAAAAGAACCAGUGAAGAAGAGGCCGUGACUGUGCCAUCAGAUCUUACCUUUCAUGACAUUCUCCAGUUCAACAUAAAGCUCAAGCAACAGCCACCACCACAACCACAAAACAACAACAGCAGGUUCAAUGAUGAUGCAACCAGUCCCAAUGAUGAUGAUGCACAUGCAACCACAAAUGUUCAUGCAGCCUCAGCCACAGUCAUACGUGCAACCGCAGCCACAGCCUUACAUGCAGCCUCAGCCACCACAAGCGGUCCAACAACCAGCAGUGGAACAACCUCAGGCGCCAUCCCAGCAACACACGGUAUUACAGCUCAGCCACAGCAACCACCACAGGUAGUACAGCCUCAGCCACAGCAACCACCACAGGUAGUACAGCCUCAGCCACAGCAACCACAACAGGUAGUGCAGACUCGGUCACAACCGGAGCAGCAAAUGGUGCAACCACCGACACCAGUUCAACCGGCUCCCGCAGAAGAUACCCAAAGUCCAGUCGCCGCUGGCAAGAGCACAUCAGCUUUCAGCUCUCAUCUCGAAAUCAAUCGCCCGGUCUUUGUACGACAGGGUACGGGCGGCAGCACUGGCAGUCUAGGUAGCAAGCACAGCAUGAGCUUGAAGAGCUUGGCAUCUGAUAAUGCCAGCCGUGGAAGCAUGCACAGCCUGAAGAACGGAAGCAUGAACAGUCUCAAGAGCUUGGGGUCGGAGAGUGCCAGCCGGGGAAGCGUACCCAGGAGGAAUGCGAGAUGGUCAUCCAAGGCCCCACAAGGCCCUAAAGCAACAUCCUUCAACAGUUCAACGACCAAGACGACCAAGAGUACUACCGGCACUGGGGACUUCAAUGACAGUGCGAGCGAUUUCUCCGUCAUGAGCAGAAAUUCCAGGAAUAGUAUCAAGAGCUUCAACUCCAAGGCCCGCAAGUUCAACCGACGCAUUGCCAAUCGUAAAAAGAAGAAGGAGCCGCAGCUGCAAAGGUCCAAUAGCAACGACAGCAACAAGUCAUUCAAGUCAGCCAAGUCCACAAUGAUGGAUACGAGCGCCACAAACAUGUCUGUCAAGACUGCCCAAACUGCCGCCACUAGCAUGUCAUCAUCUCGUUGGGCCGCGGAUGCGACUCCAGGAAUGCCCGUCCCCACCACUGCCGUCGUUCAACAACAACAGGAUUUGGAUGACUUCAGUGAUGCAUCUGACUAUUCUGAAACCGAAAGAGAACAACCACAAGAGCCCUUUACGGCCCCACCGCCCGCUUUUGAACGAGAAGACUCGGGCUGUACCGUUAACACGCGCAAAACAACCAGCGAGACCAACUGUUAUCCGCCGUACCGCCGUUGCUCCAUUGGCAUGAACAACAAGCCUCACCAACACGAGGAACCAGAAGAAGAAGAAGAGACAUUCCACGACUGUCGCAACCUCAAGUGCGACAGCAUCCCCUGCCCCCCACCACGAUCUGCUACUUCGAGAUCUUGUCUACGAUGGGCCAAGGCAUUGGAUGUCAAUGAGGACUUGACCGAUUCCGAGCAUGAGAGACGAAGAUGA
Messenger RNA from Seminavis robusta, 1924 nucleotides. Lineage: Eukaryota; Bacillariophyta; Bacillariophyceae; Naviculales; Naviculaceae. The record is from the annotation of a GenBank genome assembly.